Messenger RNA from Pristis pectinata (smalltooth sawfish), 3565 nucleotides. RefSeq names its product carbohydrate (chondroitin 4) sulfotransferase 11 (gene chst11). Lineage: Eukaryota; Metazoa; Chordata; Chondrichthyes; Rhinopristiformes; Pristidae. Gene Ontology annotation, biological process: proteoglycan biosynthetic process; carbohydrate biosynthetic process. The record is from RefSeq and is a predicted model, not a curated record. The transcript has 3 exons. Gene Ontology annotation, molecular function: sulfotransferase activity. Gene Ontology annotation, cellular component: membrane. Bases 288 to 1346 code for a protein of 352 amino acids.
UAUACAAAUGCAAGUCUUCACCCUCGUGCGGAGAUCUAGCGAGCGCUAGGACCGGGCGGGCGCUGCCAGAGAGACAGAGAGGACCGCCCCGAGUUUGAGGGGAGUGGGCACUGCGGCGGCGGAGAGGAGAGGGGAGGGGACGAGACGAGAGGAGAGGAUGGGGAAGGGCAGCCGGCGUUUGGCGCUGUGCCCCUGCGGCGAGCGAGACGGUUUAGCACUGUGAGAGCCGGAACGGAGACAGGGAAUCUGCGACAGCUCCAGCACACACACACACACACAACCUAGCCAUGAAACAGGGGCUCCUGGAUAACAUGAGGAUGAGCAGAAAAUGCCGCAUGGUGCUCGCUACUUGCCUGGGAUCACUUGUUCUGGUCAUCUUUUAUUUCCAAAGUAUGUUACAUCCAGUGAUGCGCCGGACACCAUUUGGGAUGGACGUCUGCUGCAGGAAAGGAUCGAGGAGCCCUCUGCAGGAACUCUACAACCCGACCCAGUAUGAAUUCUCGAGCACGGAAGUCGCGCAUCAGAUAAGGAGAAACCAGGUUGCCCAGACGUGUCGAGCGAACAAUGCCAGGAGUCGCAAACGGCGGGUUUUAACCCCCAAUGACCUCAAACAUCUGGUGGUAGAUGAAGACCACAAGUUGAUCUACUGCUAUGUGCCCAAGGUGGCGUGUACAAACUGGAAGAGGGUAAUGAUGGUUCUCACAGGACGGGGCAAGUACAGCGACCCAAUGGAGAUCCCGGCCAACGAGGCUCAUAUCCCGUCAAACCUGAAGACCCUCAAUCAGUACAGCAUCUCAGAGAUCAACCACCGGUUAAAAAACUACCUGAAGUUCAUGUUCGUGCGCGAGCCCUUUGAGCGGCUGGUGUCGGCUUACAGGAACAAGUUCACCAGAAGGUACAACACGUCCUUCCACAAGCGCUACGGCACCAAGAUCGUCCGACGCCAGCGGAAGAACGCGACCCGGGAGGCCCUGCGCAGUGGCGACGACGUGAAAUUCGAGGAGUUCGUGGGCUACCUCAUCAACCCCCACACGCAGAGGGAGGAGCCCUUCAACGAACACUGGGAGACAGUGUACUCUCUCUGCCACCCCUGUCACAUCCACUACGACCUCAUAGGGAAAUAUGAAAGCCUGCAGGAGGACGCAAACUAUAUUCUGCGCCUGGCUGGAGUGGACAACUUGGUCAAAUUUCCCACCUACGCCAAAUCCACCAGAACUACGGAUGAAAUGACGGCCCAGUUUUUCCAGAACAUCAGCUCAGCCUUCCAAACACAGUUGUUUGGCCUCUACAAGUUAGAUUUUGUAAUGUUCAAUUAUUCUGUGCCAAACUACCUGAAGUUGGCAUGAGCGUGCUCACCAGUUUAUUUAAGAUUUUAUUUGUUAUUAUAAUGGCAUAAAAAACAGAUUUUCUUCUUGUAAAUUUAAUGAAGAUCUGCUAACUUGCUGCGAGCAGCAAGAAUCGGAAUUAUUUAAGUAACUUUGUAAGAAAGGAUCUCUCUCUCUCUCUCUCUCUCUCUCUCACCCCCCCCCCCCCCCCCACCCCCCAACCUCGCUCUCUCUCUCUUGGCAGAAUUGGCCAUCUAGUUUGAAGAAGUGCUUUGCUGUGCUGAUUGGAGCCACUGGAUCAUUUAUGUAAGAUAAGAGGCUCUAUAAUACUUGACGGGAGUGUUUUGCUUGCAAAGGAUUCCCCAAACUCAAGGUUAGGUGAGGAACACUGAUAAUAUCUCACCCUUAAUGUGUGCAAACACUCUCUGGGGACAAGACUGUGACAAAUGGCUUGUGAACUGCAAGAGAUCCUGUUUCACAUUUGCUGUAUCCUUUAACAAUCAGCAUUUCAGCAAUUAGUUUCGAGUGUUUUUGGUGAUUUUAAACCGCAAUUAUGGUUAAUUUUUCUUUUAGGAAAGCUAACAUGAAGCCUCUGUCAUCUGAUGCCAAGUUUCAGAUUAAUAACAGAUUGGUUACUGGGUUACUUACAGCUCCUUGUGUUAUCCUCUAGAACACACAAAAAUUCCUCGAGAUGGCUUCAAUGUCCUUUAAGUGGCUUCACCUGCCCGCUAAGCUUGUGGGAGAACAUUGGACAAGAGGGCUUGUCCUUCCUAUGUGACUGCAGGCCACAUCCAGCAGCAUCUACUCAAUAAUCUGGUCUCCUAGCUCCUGCCUAACCCCUGGUUCUUGCUGUAGGGUUUUUGCCUAUAUGAAGAACCAGGGUCCAUAAAAAUCAAAAUAAAAACUGCAGAUGCUGGAAAUCUAAAAUAAAACAGAAAAUUCUGGAAACUCCCAGAUCAGGUGGGUCUGUGAAAGAGAAAUAGAACCAGAAGGGUCUUCGACUGGAACGUUACCUCUGCUUCUCUCCACCCAGAUGCUGCCUAACCUGCUGUGUGUUUCCAGUAUUUUCUGUUUUAACAAUAAGGUUGCUAUUGUUCCCACUAAAUCCACACAAAGCACCACAACCCUGCGAAUUCUCCAAGGGUAUCAACCAAUGUCCAGUCCCAUGUACAUUAUUAAAUUCAACUGCUGUUUGAAAGUCAACUGUUGAGAUGUAUUUUAAACUUAAAAUUAUCUUUUUAAGCUGUGAAGCACAAUUUUCAAGCAUUACUCUGAGUACAAGAUACUCCCAAGUAUUAAAAUAUCUCAUUUUCUUCACUGGUGAAGAUAAAUCACAGUCCUACAACUCGGUGUUACUGACUUCCUGAGCUCGGAGGAUAAUGAUCAUAAAGAUAUAUCCAAUCAGAUUAAAUUCUCAAGGUACGCAACUGGCCCAACAAAGGAUAUUCAUGUUUGAAUCAUAAUACUGACAUGUUUUUUUAUUCUUCGGAUAUCGCAGGAAAGGCCAGCACUUAAUGCCCAUUCCUUACUACCCUAAAGGAGUGGGGAGAUUUCUCUUGCAUUGCUGCCAUCUACACACUGUUGCCACCGCGCUUUUGGGUAGAAUGUUCCGGAUUUUGACCCAACCUUGAAAAUGUGAGCCCAGGAAAGGACAGGACGGACGCAGCUCCAAGAUGUGAGGUUCUCCCUGGAAUUGGAUCACUUGUGGAAGCUUGGGAAUCAAGGACUCUACACUCCAGCUGCGGAGUUUCCACAGCGAUCUCCCUCGACGACCUCAGCACGGAUACUUGGUGGAUAGUUGGCGGAUACUCUGGGUUUCUUCGCUGAACUCUUGUUGUGACAGAAGUGGAACCUGGAGUGAUGACUCUGGGAUCCAAUGUAUGAACUGCAACAGAGUGCAGCCUCCCUCUCAGUGAAUGAGACACACUCAGAAAAACAUCAGACUGCGUGACAGACUCCAUGCUGGUCAUUCUCUUCCUGUCAAAGAUUGACCCACCUGGGUGGAAUUUCUGGGUGUCUCCCACUGCCUUGCCAUUGGGAAUGUGUUGGGAAAGGAUCUUUCUGCUGACCUCUAACCAAAACCAGAGGAGGAGAGAACUACCUACCCUCACCCCAACCCAUCGCAUCCACACACACUCACGCACGCACGCACGCACGCACGCACGCACACACACACACACACACACACACACACACACACACACAGAAGCUCCGGGUGGUAUUGGCACCCAUAAGAAAUC